Molecule: messenger RNA, 1971 nt
Organism: Aspergillus homomorphus CBS 101889
Lineage: Eukaryota; Fungi; Ascomycota; Eurotiomycetes; Eurotiales; Aspergillaceae
Product: imidazoleglycerol-phosphate synthase
Exons: 3
Coding region: 191-1852 (553 amino acids)
Biological process (GO): L-histidine biosynthetic process
Molecular function (GO): imidazoleglycerol-phosphate synthase activity; oxo-acid-lyase activity
Source: RefSeq, a predicted model, not a curated record
AGUAAAUAUACCCCCUCUGCAUUUUCAUUUUACCCCCAAGGGUCCUUUUAAUUAUUCAGUGAAUAAAGCCUCUGCGGUCUGCAUGAUUUACUCCUGGUUGCCUGAUUCUUGCAUACUUUUGGUUAGGCCCUGCUCUCUGACCUAAGGGAUAUUCAUCUGCCAAAGGAACUAAUCGAGUCCGUACCACACCAUGCCUACUGUUCAUUUGCUCGACUAUGUAGCUGGAAAUGUCCGAUCUCUGGUGAAUGCAAUUAAUAAAGUUGGAUAUGAGGUCGAAUGGGUGAAAUCCCCGAGCGAUCUCGAGAAUGUGGAGAAACUCAUCCUCCCGGGAGUCGGUCAUUUUGGCCAUUGUCUGUCCCAACUUUCAGAGGGCGGUUAUCUAGAACCAAUUAGACAGCACAUUCACUCGGGCAAGCCAUUCAUGGGAAUUUGUGUCGGUCUACAGGCGCUUUUCAUCGGGUCUGAGGAAAAUUCCGAGGUGCCCGGAUUGGGCAUAGUCCCUGCUCGGAUGCAGAAGUUCAGCGCCGAUACAAAAAGUGUUCCUCAUAUCGGAUGGAAUUCUGCGAUGAACACCAACGUCAAUACAACUGGCAACCAAAGCUUCUAUGGAUUAAACCCUAGUAGCAAGUACUAUUACGUACACUCUUACGCAGCACUUUAUACUCCCGGCCUCCUGGAAAAGGAGGGUUGGUCAGUAGCAACAGCUACAUACGGCGACGAAGAGUUCGUCGGAGCCAUAGCACGGGAAAAUAUCUUUGCGACACAAUUCCAUCCGGAGAAGAGUGGACAGGCCGGUUUAAGAACAAUUCGUGCUUUCCUUGACGGGGACAGUUUGCAGACGCUUUCCCUGAGCUCAUUGCAUCUCUCAGAAAAGAAGGAUGGGCUAACACGCAGGGUGAUCGCCUGUCUCGAUGUACGUGCAAACGAUGCCGGCGAUCUCGUCGUGACAAAAGGGGACCAGUAUGAUGUUCGUGAGAAAGACGGUAUGAGCACUGGAGGCCAAGUCCGAAACCUGGGAAAGCCUGUUGAUAUGGCCAAACGGUACUAUGAACAAGGUGCUGAUGAAGUGACGUUUCUGAAUAUCACCUCUUUCAGAAACUGUCCAGUUGCGGAUACGCCCAUGCUGGAGAUUUUGAGGAGAACAUCAGAAACAGUUUUCGUGCCGCUCACAAUUGGCGGCGGAAUUAGAGACACCGUUGACACUGACGGCACUAAAAUUUCGGCCCUGGACGUCGCAACCAUGUAUUUCAAAUCUGGCGCAGACAAAGUGAGCAUCGGGUCGGAUGCCGUUAUUGCAGCCGAAGAAUAUUAUAAGGCUGGCGGGAAGCUGACUGGGGAAACGGCCAUAGAGUCGAUAUCCCAAGCUUAUGGUAACCAAGCUGUGGUAGUGAGCGUUGACCCAAAGCGUGUAUACGUGAGUCAACCGGAGGAUACUACACACCACACAAUCCAGACAAAGUACCCAAGUGGUUCCGGGCAGGCUUUCUGUUGGUAUCAGUGCACCAUCAAGGGUGGCAGAGAGGCGCGAGACCUUGACGUGCGACAACUAGCGCAAGCUGUCGAAGCAAUGGGCGCCGGCGAGAUUCUGCUGAACUGCAUUGACAGGGAUGGAAGCAACAGUGGGUUUGACUUGGAGUUGAUCAAUGAUGUUAAGUCUGCCGUCAAGAUACCAGUUAUUGCGUCGAGCGGAGCUGGAAAUCCCGAACACUUCGCUGAGGUAUUCCGAAAUACAACAACAGAUGCGGCUCUAGGUGCCGGCAUGUUCCAUCGUGGUGAAUACACUGUCAACGAAGUGAAGGAUUAUCUAGAUGAGAGGGGUUUCUUGGUUCGCAAAUUCGAAACUGGUAGAUAGACUUAGUAGUCAUUCGGUCGCCAAUGACUACGAGAUAACAAUUUGCACAUUAUCGUGUCAUAGCUUUGUGUGCUGUAAAUGUAUCAUCAGUGUACACUUAACAAGGGCAAAGGUCAUGG